Cyphellophora europaea CBS 101466 is the source of this 1080-nucleotide messenger RNA. RefSeq lists its product as uncharacterized. Bases 1 to 1080 code for a protein of 359 amino acids. The transcript has a single exon. The record is from RefSeq and is a predicted model, not a curated record. Lineage: Eukaryota; Fungi; Ascomycota; Eurotiomycetes; Chaetothyriales; Cyphellophoraceae.
AUGCCUCCGCGCUCAAUUUCUUCGAGACGAGCCCAACCCCAGCCUCGACAUUCGGUAGAAGCAUGGGCGCAACGGCGAGACCUGAUCACAAGCUUAUACUCCGACGACAACUUGACCGUUGGUCAAGUGCGCACGAUUCUUGACGAAGAUCAUGGCUUCCGGGCAACAGAAAGGCAAUUUCGGAGGAAAUUCAAGGAGUGGAAUCUAGACAAGAACAUCAAGGACAGUGAGAUGCGCACCAUGCUCUGCGUCGAGUAUAUGAGACGGGAGUCUGAUGGCAAGGAAUCUACCUUUGAGAUAUGGGGCCGGCUCGUUGACCCGCGAAAGCUUCAACGCUUCGCCCAGCGGAAAGCGGAGUCAGCGCCGGACUUGCUUACUGCCAACCAUACCGCAGUCCUCCCCGAUCACAUCACCUGUCAUACACCGAUCGACGAGGAUGAGGCUCCGUUCGACGAUUUGGAGGACCUCCACAAUUGCUCCUCCGACCCUAUGUCAACGGAUAUGCAGAAGUCGGAUCCCCGAGCUGGUGCCACGCAGCAUGCUGCAGUCACGGACCCAGCUUUUUACUCAGAUGAGGAGACAAUCAUGUUCGGUCCAUCAUUCAGCGAAGGUUCGGAAGCAUCAACGGAGCGACAGUUUCGCAGCACCUUCCUAGUCGACCGCGGGGCACUCAGUCGCUUCUGGGAGCCGUUUUGGCAAGAAGGACAGCCGAGCAACGACAUCCGCAGUGCCAACGGUGCCAGAGCCCAUCACCGUGGCGGUGCCACUCCCCAGCCCCAGACUUCGGUCGCAACCACCGGCACAAACUCGAGCACUCUGGCGUCCAACGCGGCCUUGGCUGCGUACAGCGAAGGACCGACAAUGCCGGAUCUGGCGUCAGCUCUUGAAGACGUCAGCAGAGCACAGCAAUCGAUUUUCGGGGAUAUGAACUCCCUGUAUCAGAGCCAGGACCGACUCCGCGAUUUAGAAUUGGACCACAGGGAUCAGCAUGCAAGGCUGGACAACUCUAUAGGAGCAAUACUUGGGUUUUUGACCUCAGAGUACGGCAGAAGACCAAAUUUUGGCAGGAUCCCGCGCUGA